Molecule: messenger RNA, 1341 nt
Organism: Chelmon rostratus (copperband butterflyfish)
Lineage: Eukaryota; Metazoa; Chordata; Actinopteri; Chaetodontiformes; Chaetodontidae
Product: F-box only protein 47-like
Exons: 10
Coding region: 1-1341 (446 amino acids)
Molecular function (GO): protein binding
Source: RefSeq, a predicted model, not a curated record
AUGGUGAGGAAAGUCUCCCGAAAUGCUGGCAAGUACACAUUGAAGCGCAAGUCCAAGCAAUACAAGAGAACUAAUCAUCGGCCGCAUCCAGCCAAAACCAUCGUGACCCGCAGUCAGUGCAGCAUCAGCGGCAACGUCUUUCACAGGCUCCCGUCGGAGGUGUUCGACAUAAUCCUGGAUAAACUGUCUGUGCUGGAGAUCAGUGUGUUCUGCAUGGUGUCCAAGGAAAUCACCAGAUACCUUGUGGACUACAUCUCCACCCAUGCUUGGAAGAAUAAAAUGAUCAUUGAAAGCUUUCACUUCUCCACCUGCCUUCAACAGAGAUUCACUAUUGGACACUACAGAGACCUGGGUUUGAUGUUCAAGAGAUGCACCCUUUUGCUACCAACAAAGGACAGGUUAAAGUUCAUCUUUAGCAAGUUUUCGGAGAUUUCCUGCUUCACGAUAGAGCAGUGUUUAUCACCAGACUGCAUUGCCUUCUCCAGCCUUGGGGCGUUCCUCCAGACACUGAUUGCGGGAUGGGAUGAGCUGGAGUGCCACAGAGUGUUCAACUUCCUGUGUGACAUCACAAAUCUGCUGCAAAAAGUUGAGAUGGUCAUCACUGGAAAUCCAGGGGUGAGGUGGGACCUGGAGCUGCAGCUCCGUCUAUUCUGCCGUCAGGUUCUGUUGGACCCGUGGCCGAACCAUCCAGAGUGCCGGUUCUGGCUAGCACUACUCCUGAAGCCUUGGCCCCUGGUCUGCCAGGCACGCUUGCUGCUCAUCCUCUUCGGACCUCUGUUGCCUGAGGGCACCCUUGGUUGGCAGGGUCUGGUGGCAAGGGGGCUACCUCACAGCGCUCUGUGGGACCUGGCCAGGGCUCUUCUUCUGCUUUUUGGCCAUGUAGACGUCAAAGACCUGACCUCCAAUUCAAUGCUGACAAUCCUGGAAGAGCUCAUUGUCAUUCCACAGCCAUGGCUUUUGGAGAAUGUGGCUCGUCUCAUGGUGCUGUGUGGCAGCGGUCUCUGCUACGCUGUUCUCGCCAGCAAAGCCAUCAAUGGACGACUUCUUGAGAUGUCCAGACUCAUCGUGCACAUCAUACUGGUGUGUGAGAAGGAUGGCUAUCACAUGUCCUGGGCAGUGAAGUUGGUGCAGCAGAUCAGCAUGGUGUUCAGCACAGCUCCUGAAAAGUUCCGCUUCAUCCAGCAACUGGAGAACAUGUUUUCAGAGGUCACCAGAGACAUUUUUGAGUUGUCUUUAGAAGGAAACCAUUUCGAGGACAGGGAGGCUUUCCAGACCCUGUGUAUCCUCCUGGACUCCAUUGCUCACUUCCAUGCUAGGUUCCUCCACACGUUCCUCAAAUAG